Ctenopharyngodon idella (grass carp) is the source of this 921-nucleotide messenger RNA. Its product is annotated as odorant receptor 131-2-like. Gene Ontology annotation, molecular function: G protein-coupled receptor activity. The record is from RefSeq and is a predicted model, not a curated record. Gene Ontology annotation, biological process: G protein-coupled receptor signaling pathway. NCBI's taxonomy places the organism in Eukaryota, Metazoa, Chordata, Actinopteri, Cypriniformes, Xenocyprididae. The transcript has a single exon. Gene Ontology annotation, cellular component: membrane. The coding region runs from base 1 to 921 and encodes 306 amino acids.
AUGAACAGCACCAUUAAAGUGGAUGAGUUUUAUGACAUGUUCAUCAAGAACUUCAUCAGUGUAGUCCUCAGCCUAAUCAUCAACUAUAUCAAUGGAACAUUUGUGAUUGUCUUCUUCAAAAAUAUCAUUUUCUGUAGUGACCCAAGAUACAUUUUAUACAUCCAUUUGGUAAUCAAUGACAUGAUUAUGCUGUCAGUUUCUGUGGGCUUACAAGUCACAAAGUAUGUUUUGCGCACCUUCAGUGUCUCUGUUUGUUGUGUUGUGCUACUUUUUCUUAGUACAGUCACCAAGAACUCUCCACUAAAUCUGGCCUGCAUGUCCAUAGAGCGUUACAUUGCCAUUUGCAAGCCACUACAUCACUCGCAAAUAUGUACAGUUCGGAGGACCUACCUGCUCAUCUGUUUCAUAUGGACUGCAGCAGCAGCACCAGCUCUGAGUGAUAUAUUCAUCGCAUUAUCAAAUCGACCACCAAGCUUUUUCUCGACUGCCACUUCAUGCCACAUGUUGUUCAUUUAUAACACUUGGCAGCACACAGUCAAAGAUACUGUGGUGAAUGUUGUGUAUUUGUCGUUUGAAUGGACUACGUUGAUUGUCACCUACUUAAAGGUUUUUUCCGCAGCAAAUGCUGCAAGUGCAGAUCAAGUGUCUGCUAGAAAGGCCCGAAACACGAUACUGCUGCACGGAGUUCAGCUUCUGCUGUGUAUGAUGUCCUACAUCACCCCAUUCAUGAGUACAGCACUUGUAGAUCUAUUUCCUCAGAGUCGAUCAAAUAUUCUGUUUAUUCUGUUUUUGUUGUCAAAUGUUCUACCGAGGUUACUAAGCCCACUGAUCUACGGGUUGAGAGAUAAACAAUUUGUUGAGCGUGUCAAAGUGUAUUUUUGUUACAAACAAGUAAGGACACAGAUUAUACCUGUUAAGUAA